UCGUCACACAAACAGGCCGCAAAGAUUUUACCGCGCUUGGAAUGUUUCCAGUCCCGUGUAUUUAGCGAAGUGGGCUUUUUUCAUCAUACGCCUUUCUCCCGUUUAGCACAGAUUUGACUGAUCAUCUUUGCUUUCUUUCUAGUUUCUCUACUUUGCGAGGGUUUCUCGCCAUGGCGUCUUCCUCUUCUUCUUCUUCUGGUCAUGGCGCUUCCAAGUUCCUCGGCGACCUUCCUUCCCGAGGCUUCUUCUCUUCUACCGUUCCCUCCUCGAAUCCGGGAAGUAUGCGAGUCUAUAUCUGCCUUCACGAUACCUCACCACCAGAGGAUCAAGAAAUCAAGACAAACCAGCAGAAUAUACUUAUUAGAUCUUUAAUGCUUAAAAAUACCAGUUCAAAGGAUGGAAAGGGAGCAGCUGCAGCUGAGUCAUCUCGAAAGAGGGCUGGUGAAAAAAUUUCAGACAGCCGAGCAAAGAGGGCUGCACAAGUAUGUUCAAUCAAAGGAGCAUCAAACAAUGAAACACCAAGUAAGGAUCUACAGAAUUUGACUGUAGAGAGGCUGCGUGCCCUUCUCAAGGCUAAAGGCCUCUCGCUCAGAGGAAAGAAGGAUGAAUUAAUUGCUCGUCUGAGAAGUGCUGAUAGUUAGACAACCACUAAGAGAGUGAAACAUCUGCCAUCUGAAUCUUCAUCGGCAUAAGUAGGCAAACCAAACUAAGGAAGUUAUGGAUUACUGUUUUCUCAGUAUUUGAAUGUGUAAUUAGAGGUAGAGUGUACUUGGAAGUUGAACUGAUGGUAGUUUUUGGAAAACAAAAGCUAGUCAUUGCAAUGAUGAUGGGAAAAAACGUUCAUAGUUAAUUAUAGAGAUGAAGUACGAAAGUAUAUUUGUCAUUCUUCUUCUGAUCCAUUUUCCUGUAGAACUUGGCACAUGGAAAAUCGAUCCAUCUUAAUCAUAUUUGAAAUUCUCCAA
Messenger RNA from Benincasa hispida (wax gourd), 962 nucleotides. Its product is annotated as SAP domain-containing protein. Gene Ontology annotation, biological process: positive regulation of proteasomal ubiquitin-dependent protein catabolic process. NCBI's taxonomy places the organism in Eukaryota, Viridiplantae, Streptophyta, Magnoliopsida, Cucurbitales, Cucurbitaceae. The record is from RefSeq and is a predicted model, not a curated record. Gene Ontology annotation, cellular component: Cul4-RING E3 ubiquitin ligase complex.